Gambusia affinis (western mosquitofish) is the source of this 2399-nucleotide messenger RNA. RefSeq lists its product as uncharacterized. The transcript has 5 exons. Bases 125 to 1237 code for a protein of 370 amino acids. Lineage: Eukaryota; Metazoa; Chordata; Actinopteri; Cyprinodontiformes; Poeciliidae. The record is from RefSeq and is a predicted model, not a curated record.
UCGAGCGCUGCAUGGGCGUUCCCUCUGCUGGACAACAAGGAAGCAGGAUGGAAACUUGAGAAGAUCUGACGACAGACAGAAAACAGACGGAAUCCUCAGCGUUAGCGUCCAUGUUGGUGCCGCCAUGGUUCUGUGGCAGAUCCACACCCUGGACCACCUGGACACGUCUGGCUUCGGCCGUCCUUUUCCUCGCCACGGCCUCCAGCUGCUGUUUUGGUUCUCCAACCACUGCGUGACCUUUGAACCGGACAACUCUGGGGACGUCAUGAAGCUGGUGUCGGGGUGUCAGCCGGAGAACGGGGCUUACGGAUUCCACAGGUUUGGGAACAUGGAGGAACUUCUGCCUGUUCUCCACAAACCCAAGAAGAACAAGAGCAGCAGGCAGCUGCUUUACUUCGUGGUCGGGAACCUGAGCACCCAGUCCUACCCGCAGUCCGCCGACCUGCCGGCGUUCGUCCGGGAGAACCUCGGGGCGGACGGCGUCUCCAACAGCGACCGCAUCAUCAUCAGUUACCAGGUGAAGACCCGGCUGGUGGGCAAGGUCUACGUCACGGAGCACGACGACGCUGAUGUUGGAGGGUUCCGAUCCGACGGAACUCAUGAGGUCAGCUCACAACUGAUCCGACUUCUGCAGAACCCGCAGCUGGACCUCAGCUCCCUCCUCACUCAGAUGGGUUACUAUGACGACGUAGAGAUGCUCCAGGACGCACAGGACCCUUCGGUCCAGAUGAUGCUGAGCAUGAUGCAGAACGAUCCAACCGGGUUCUUCUCCCAGGCCUUCAGUCGCCAGCUGGACCUGGACCGGUUCUGCUCCAGCACGAACCCAGACGGCAGCGGGAGCCUGAUGUGUUACACCACCCUGCAGAAGAAGAAGAAGAAGAAGAAGAAAAGCAGCAAGAAACUAAAACGUCUGAGGGAACUUUCCUGGCGCUCCAGCUGGUCGGAUCCGUAUCGAGAUUAUUAUGAAGAUUGCUGGAUAAGAUCCAGUUAUGGAUCUGGAGGCAGCUAUGGAAAAGGCGGCGGAGGCGGAUUUUCCUGGUUCCUGAAACUCGUCCUGAAAGCCGGAGCGCUCUACCUGGCAGCCAGAUGUUUGUUCUGGUUAGUCAGGAACAUCUGGAGAUCUAACUGGAUUGACAAGCUCCUCCAGCGGAUUCCAGGCUGGAUUUCUCUGUAUCCCAGUUUUCCCAGGUUUCUCAGUUUUCCACGCACUCACAUAAUGCUGGACUAUGUUUACUAGACUUGUCAAGACUUUGACUAGGACUAUUUCUGAGUUCCUGCUUCAAAUGAUGCUGGUUGGAGAUUCAAGCUGAAGACUCAGGAUGAGGAUUUUAAUGAUUCUAAAGAGAUUUUAUGGUUUAAUUAAGGAAUAUGAUUUUUUUGUAUCUUAUACUGAAAAUACCAAAUGUCUGAAACUAAAAUGUUUUUGUAGUUUUUUUGUUAUUAAAAAGCUCCAAGUCCUCAUUGAGGGACAUCAAAGGAACAAGUCACUCUACCUUGAAAAGGGAACGGGUUCAAUUUUUAAUUAAAUGACUUUAACAUUUUUAAGUGUUUGAAACAAAUGACCAAUAAUCACCAAUAUCUGCACUGAAGAUUUGCUUUCAGCUUCUACGUUUCUCAUAUUUGUCAGUAAUGAAGGAAAUUUGUGAAGAACUGAGACUGAAUUUAUGAAUUAAAGUAUUUUUUGCGGACUUGUUGUUUUCUGUGUUGUUUCUGCAGCAAACAAAUGAGCGAUCGGUCAGGCUGUUUCAGCAUCGAUCAGCUUCCAGCGCAGAAACGCUCAGAAAGAUGCAGGAAAAAGAGGUUAGAAUCUGUUUACUGACAACAAUCCUGGGAGGUUUGGAAAGCUCAGUUUCUAUCCCAGCAGUGGAUUCAGAAACGGAUGGAUACAAACUGUUUCUUGCAGUUCUUGCUGUCAGGUUUUCUCUCAAAGGAGAAAAUGUCUCCUUGGUAAUUUGAACUGGUUUGGGCUCUUAAACCCCAAGACUAUUUUUUUCACAUAAAAUGUUUAAAUUGAUCUAUUUUUAUGUUUCUGUGUGUAUUCUGACAUUUUUGUAUAAAUUUGUUUAAUUCUACUAUAUUUGGCCUAAAACCGUCUCAGUGCUGCCCUCUUUGGGUUUAUCGGUGAUACUGCAGUCGCUUUGUUUCCAACGGCGCGUUUUGUCUGUUUACGUCACGUCACUCAGACACGCCCCCUGGUGGAGAGUCAGGAGUUAGAAUGUGGUGACAGCGUCUGAUUUAUAAAAGAUUAAAUGUUUUCUGUGAGCUUUAUUGUGAAAGUGCUAAUAGCUAACUGCUUAUUUAUGUAUUGAUGACUAAUAAUUUAAAUGAAUAAUUUUGUCACCCGCUGACUGUAAAACAGGUUUUGUUAAAUAAAAAAAUGAAAAAUGAUCAAACUUGAA